GCAAUGUCUUCUCAGAUCUCCAUUCUCUCUUAGUGAACCAAACUGACUUUACACGUGUCAUAUUAUGGAACCGCAGUACUCCAAGCCCCGAUUGUACGGGCCCCAUCCGCAAAUCAAAUUGACGAUUCCGCCGUCGCAGCUCUCCGAUAACGACCGCAGCAGCAGCGAGCUGCGUGCGCUCGAUUGUAAUCUAACGGCUCUAUGCGAUCACAUCCAAAUGGAGGGCUUCAAUUCCGGUUCGUUCUCCGAUAUCGUCGUUCAUGCGAUGGGGUCCACCUACCAUUUACAUCGUUUAAUCCUCUCUCGCAGCUCAUACUUUAGGAACAUGUUACAUGAUCCAUGGAAAGAAGCCACUGCUCCAGUGGUGACCUUACAUGUAGAUGACAAGAAUGUGAAUGGUGAAGCAAUUGCUAUGGCUUUGGCUUAUUUAUAUGGCCAUCACCCAAAGCUUAAUGAUACUAACGCGUUUCGGGUUCUGGCUGCUGCUUCAUUUCUUGACCUUCAGGAUUUGUGUGCAAUAUGCACGGAUUUCAUUAUAUCUGAGCUGUGGACUUCGAAUUUCUUAGCUUAUCAGGUAUUUGCUGAGAAUCAAGAUUAUGGGAUACAUGGAGAACGUGUAAGAAAUGCUUGUUGGGGUUACCUUUGUCAAAGUGGCGCCAUGGAAUUGAAAGAGGUUCUUCCAAAACUUUCCUCUCAAAGUUUGCAUGCAUUGCUGACCUCAGAUGAACUUUGGAUACCUAAUGAAGAAAAACGGUUUGAGCUGGCUUUGUAUGCAUUCCUCGCGAAAGGUGCAUUUUGUAAGGUAGAACAUUUUGAGCAAGGAAGUUCGAGUUCUUAUAUGGGAACAGGUAUACCUUCUGAUUCUUGUAAAGUAAUGGGAACAAAUUUGACCAAUAGCUGCAUGAAUAAGAGGUUAGAAUCUGAACUAGGAUGCCUAAACUUAACAGAUGAUGUGGAGAGCCAUAAUAUGGCUCAUAAACUCCUGGUUGAGCUUGCAGACUGUGUAGUUGACCUACAGACAGGAGUUUCUGAUUCCAAGCAACAGAUGCAACAAGCUGUAUACACUCACCCAAAAUUGGAACCUGUAUACCCCAACAAUAUGAAUCAGUCUUCAUCUUUGGAUAGCUCAUAUUCAGAUACAGAGAGAAAUAGGACUUCUUGUUCUUAUGUAACGCCAAUUGGAGUUGGAACCAGUGGGCUUGGGGCUAGUGGUGUUGCUAUGGAGGGACCAUCUGAAGAAGGCUCAUGCUACCAUUUGAAUGAUAAUAGUUGGCUUGCAAGUGACCAAUCGAAGCAUUGUUCUUCAAUGGGCUCUUCAUGUAAUGGGAUUAUGAUGAAUGAUUGGGGAAGAUGUGGCAUGCCUGGUCUUUCAUGGGGUGGCAGGGUUGUGGAUAGAAGACAGGUAAAAGGUUAUGCGAAAGGAAACUGUGGGGUUCAUGGUGAGGAAUAUAAUGCUUUUUUCAAUGUAUUUGAAGGUGGUUCUCUUUUAUACUGCAACAUGUCUUUUGAGGCACUUUUAAAUGUUAGAAAGCAGCUUGAAGAACUGGGAUUUCCUUGCAAAGCUGUAAAUGAUGGCCUUUGGCUGCAGAUGCUCUUGACACAGAGGGUGCAAGAAAUUGUUGCUGACACUUGCAAAAAUUGCUGCCACCCUAGUAUGGCUUGCACUUGCAGGCAACCUUUUGGAUUUUCUCAGGGGGUUACUGCUACUGGUUAUUUUAUGCAUGAACAUGAUCAGAAUAUUUCACCUGGAAACGUUGGGAACAUAUACGUUGCCGAUUCUUCUCAAGGAGUAGGAAAUGGCCUCUUAAGGCCUGUAAGAGUUCAUGUUAGGGGCCCAAUUGAUGGGCUUGCAGGUAUUGGACGUGGAACUACAUUUGUGCCAGCAUCUGCUUGGCCUCCAACACGUUUUGUCUUUUCCCGAGUGCCCUUUGGUGUGGGCAAUAGACAUUGUCAGCAAUCCCCAGCUAAUGAUGACACAGAGGCUAGAACUGACCACAAUGGAGGCCUACCUGGUGAUGGACUGACAGCUAUAGUUGGGUUAAGUCAAGGAGGGAGCAACUCUGCUAAUGUUCAGGGAGAGCAAACAGAGAGGGAUUAUGAGACUGAUCUGCAAAGCAGAUUGUCAGGAACUUCCAUUUCAGGGCCAAGUACUAGUGGUAUGUCCAUGCAGAUGCUAGAGUCACCAGAACAUGCUAUUGGAAUUGAGUGGGAGAAUGCAGGCAGUUCUUCAAUAUCAUUGGAUAUGAAAACGCCUCUGAGUCACUUUCCUCCUUUUCGUUUUGGGGUUGAAUUUGAGGAUGUGCACAGGCUCAAUGAUGGGCAAGUUAAGCACUCUCCAGAAUAUUUUUAUGCAGGUUCCUUGUGGAAGGUUAGUGUUCAGGCAUUCAAUGAUGAAGAUCCUCAAGGACGCCGAACUCUUGGAUUGUUUCUUCAUCGUCGGAAGGCAGAGAUUACUGAUUCUCUGAGAAAGAUUCAUACAUACGUAGAUUCUCGCGAAAAGGUUACUGCUCGAUAUCAGUUGAUUUGUCCAUCAAAGAGAGAGGUCAUGGUGUUUGGAAGCUUCAAACAAAGGGGCACUCUUUUGCCAAAAGCUCCAAAGGGAUGGGGUUGGCGUACAGCCCUGUUGUUCGACGAGCUAGCUGAUCUUCUCAUUAAUGGAACCUUGAGAGUGGCCGCUGUCGUACAGCUAGUAUGAAAGUAUUAUACAUGACGUAGACCGCAACAGCUAGUAGUUUUUCUUUAUUUGCCUCAGCCGAGGUGCUUUGCUAGUGUAAGGAUGAAUAAUAUUCGAACUCAUAACCGAGCAGCCUUUCUUUCAUGGUUUGUUUUCUUUUCUUUUCCCUUUUUAUCCUAUUGUUAAUACAUGUGAAGCAAAGUUGAUAAAUUAAACACAUUUGUUACUCUUGUCAUAGUAUAAAUUUACAUAUCCCCCUCUUGCUCUUA
Molecule: messenger RNA, 2943 nt
Organism: Mangifera indica (mango)
Lineage: Eukaryota; Viridiplantae; Streptophyta; Magnoliopsida; Sapindales; Anacardiaceae
Exons: 13
Coding region: 65-2695 (876 amino acids)
Molecular function (GO): protein binding
Source: RefSeq, a predicted model, not a curated record